AUGGCGGACCAAAACAAUGACCAUCUGGUCCACUCUGACGAUCCAGAUCACCCUGCGAAUCUGAUUCCCAGUCUCUGCAAACAGUUCUACUCCCUCGGAUGGGUCACUGGAACUGGAGGCGGCACAAGCAUUCGUAAGGAUGAACACGUCUACAUUGCCCCGUCGGGCGUACAGAAAGAGCUCAUGAGACCUGAGAACAUGUUUGUCCUUUCAUAUCCGACUCCCAAAUAUCCUCCAUCUGCACGACAAUACAUUCGAAAACCCUUAGAUCUGAAGCCAUCGGCAUGCACGCCCUUGUUUCUUGCCGCUUUUGAACGUGGCGCCGGCUGUUGUAUUCACACGCAUUCUCAAUGGGCCGUUUUGGUCACUUUGCUCGUCGAGAAGUUUCAUGGCAAGGAGGCUUGUUUCGAAAUCAGCAACAUCGAGCAAAUCAAAGGUAUCCCAAAGGGCCCAGGGAAAGGCAUGCAUGGUUUCCAUGAUACUUUGCGGGUGCCGAUCAUCGAGAAUACCCCUUUCGAAGAGGAUUUGACGGAGAGUUUGGAGAAAGCUAUGGAGCAAUUCCCGGACACAUACGCCGUGUUAGUACGACGACACGGAAUAUACGUGUGGGGUAGCAACGUCGCCAAAGCCAAAACGCAGUGCGAGAGUUUGGAUUACCUUUUCCAGCUUGCUGUAGAAAUGCACAAGCUUGGGUUGCCAUGGACGCCGAGGGGAUGA
Cladophialophora psammophila CBS 110553 is the source of this 717-nucleotide messenger RNA. RefSeq names its product methylthioribulose-1-phosphate dehydratase. Lineage: Eukaryota; Fungi; Ascomycota; Eurotiomycetes; Chaetothyriales; Herpotrichiellaceae. Gene Ontology annotation, cellular component: cytoplasm. Gene Ontology annotation, molecular function: methylthioribulose 1-phosphate dehydratase activity; metal ion binding. The coding region runs from base 1 to 717 and encodes 238 amino acids. The transcript is spliced from 3 exons. The record is from RefSeq and is a predicted model, not a curated record.